UCUCCAGCUCUGUCCUCAGUCCCUGGGAAGCCCUAUCUGCUCUCCACCUUUUUUUCCCUCUUUCUCCUCCUUUAGCGCACUCUCUCUCUCUCACACACACACACACACACGCUCGGAGUCUCUGUCGCUACACACACACUCAGAGUCACACACACAGUCACUCCAACUUUGAUUGGCUGCCCUCGCUCUCUUUUCUGUCUCUCUUUCACACACACACACACACUUGCGCACUCACACUCACUCACUCACUCACUCGCUCACACAUUCACACACUCGGUGCGACCCUCUGCAGCUGUGCUUACAAAGAAAGGAUGAGGGUGUCCACGCGGAGAAUGAAUGACCUCUGGGGAAGGAUGUCUCUCGCCCUGCUCCUCUGUGCCUUGCUCCUGCAUGAUGGACUCUGCCAGGAUGACCCCACCGGUGCCCCCACCGUUGCCGAUGAUGGCGCAGGAACGGGCGAUGACCCCACUGUUGCCCCCGAUACGGAAGACCCCCAAACUUAUGUUGACAUCACUGCUCCCACAGGCCUGCCGGAUCUAGAUGACACUGAAAACACAGGCGGCACCUCGGCCACGACAGCCCCUGACACCACCGGCGAUGACGCUGCAGCCCCGGACACGGACGCCACGGACGCCCCCGACACCGACUCUUCUCCUGUGUUCCGCGGCGAUGGAGAGGGGAACCUGGCCACCCAAGCUGCCGUGACACUCUCAGACAUCAUAGUCAACAGCCAGAUCAAUUUCAUCUUCCCAGAGGACACAAAAGAGACUGAGGCUACUCAGGCACCAAUCACCGUGGUUACGGAAUCUGUGGAUCCUGUGGUAUCAGUGGAAUGUGUGGGCGAGGAAGCAGUGAAAGACAGAGCUAUGGUGAAGCUUGAGUUGGCAUCUGUGCUUUCUUGUGAUGCCGUCAAGAAGGCUGUGGAGGAGGACUUCUGCCGGGACAGAAAAGUCUGUAAAGUUUUGAUUGCCCAGGAAGGGGAGAAGUUAAUGUUGUCAGGGGCCACAAUUGAGGAAAAUGUAGGGGAGGCAUCCAAGAUGUUCCAGGGGGAAGAGAUAAAGAAUAAGCUUACCGUGCUGAAGUCUGAGCCGGUGGCGAAGCACGGCUCUGCUGUGCUGGUCUCCAUCCUGGUCACUGGCCUCCUGUUGGCCGCCGGGCUCAUUGGAGGCUACCUCUGGUUGAACAACCGCAAAGGCAACGGGAAGGGCAUGAGGCUGGCUGAGGACUCUUACCCAGUAGAUGAGGAGAACCAGGGCAACACUCUGGUGUCUGUGGCCCCCCUCAACCCCCCUGAGCCCCAGGAGAAGCCCAGCAUCAACGGGGAGUCCCCUGAUGGAGUGAAGACCCAGGCCCCCGCAGCCACCAACGGACACUCCACUGCCAAGACCCCCGUGGCUGAUACUGAGCUGUGAGGGCGAGGGAGGGACAUCCACCCCACCCACCCCGGCCCGCCCCACCACCACCGCGCCCCACCUCACCCUUCACACCUACUCCCCACCGCCCAAACAGCCAGCCAGAUCCCCAAGCCGGAAUGAAGCCUGAUCUGCACAGGAAUCAGCUGCUAUCUGGGCACACACACACACACACACACACACACACACACACACACACACACA
Messenger RNA from Alosa alosa (allis shad), 1616 nucleotides. It is a transcript of the gene cd34, whose product is annotated as CD34 molecule. Gene Ontology annotation, cellular component: membrane. Bases 312 to 1412 code for a protein of 366 amino acids. The record is from RefSeq and is a predicted model, not a curated record. The transcript has 8 exons. Lineage: Eukaryota; Metazoa; Chordata; Actinopteri; Clupeiformes; Clupeidae. Gene Ontology annotation, biological process: cell adhesion.